AUGUCUGCCACUUCCCUUCUGUCUGCUGCGUCAAACGCCAUCUUCCCUUACAAUUCUACAAAAAAUUCAGCACCAUUUCUCUCUUUUCAUCAAUCUAAAGUUAGUUCCGCAAUCUUUUCUAGCCCUUUUAUCAAUGAUAAUAAUGCAAAAGUUGAAAGCAGCAGCAUUGUGGAUGAAGACCAGGAUUAUGCUGCGAAACGUUCACGCUUUCCACAAUCUGGUUCAGCCAUCAAAGCACCCACUGCUCCGUGGAUGAAGGGCCCUCUUCUCGUCGAACCCAAUCGAAUUAUUAAACUUACCAAGUCAAGACCCAGAAAAGAUUCCACCUUAGAUAAAAUUGAAGAACACCCUGAUAAGGCUUUGGCUGGUAAAGUGAGUGGUGGAAGAGGGAAAAAGGCCAUGAAGAAAAUCUUUCAAGGCAUUGAGAAACUCCAAGAAACCGAAAAUUUGGAGGAAACUCAGAAGGUCCCGGAAAAUGUUAAAUUCAGAUUUGCACCAGGUGACUUGUGGGGUAAUGCAGACUUGGAGAAUGUUGUAGAACUUGAGGAAGAUUCAGAGGUGGGCCCAAAAAGUUUUGAAAUUACUGAAUUAGAUAUUCCAUUUGGGGAGGUUGAAAAUGAAGGGAAAUUAAAGAAAAUGCCAUGGGAGAGAGAUGAGAAAAUGGUGAUUAGGAGGGUAAAAAAGGAGAAGCAGGUUACUACUGCCGAGUUGGUUCUUGAUGGAAUAUUGCUAAAGAGGUUGAGGGGUCAGGCUGCAAUAAUGAGAACAUGGGUGAAGGUUAAGAAAGCUGGGGUGACCCAAGCUGUCGUUGAUCAAAUUCGUCUUAUUUGGAAGAACAAUGAGCUUGCCUUAAUCAAAUUUGAUCUGCCCUUGUGCCGAAAUAUGGAGAGAGCGCGAGAGAUCACUGAGAUGAAGACUGGAGGCCUUGUUGUGUGGAAUAAGGAAGAUUUUCUUGCUGUAUAUAGAGGUUGCAACUAUCUGCGAGGCUCAAGAAAUUAUUCAAAUAUUAGUCACAAAUCAGUUAGUGAUCAAGAAAAUCUAUCCUCAAAUAUGAGUUACCAAAAUACCUGUCAUUUCUCUCGAAUAACAUCAAGUGGAAGUAGUCAAUACAAAAUAAAUGAUGGGAUAGAAGGUGAAUGGGAAAACUUACGUAUCAACGUACCACUGUAUGAAAGAGAAGCAGAUAGAUUAUUGGAUGGAUUAGGACCACGCUUUGUUGAUUGGUGGAUGCCAAAGCCUUUGCCAGUGGAUGCAGACUUGCUCCCAGAAGUUACUCCUGGAUUCAAGACACCUUUUAGGCUUUGUCCACCUCGCAUGAGAUCAAAACUGACAGAUGCUGAACUUACAUAUUUGAGGAAACUUACUCACCCUUUGCCAACUCAUUUUGUCCUUGGAAGAAAUAGGAAACUGCAAGGACUGGCGGCAGCCAUUCUGAAAUUGUGGGAGAAGUGUCAUAUUGUAAAGAUUGCUCUGAAGUGGGGAAUUCUCAACACAGACAACGAGGAAAUGGCAUAUGAACUUAAGAAUCUCACUGGGGGAGUUCUUUUAUUGCGCAAUAAGUUCUUCAUAAUUCUCUAUAGAGGCAAGGAUUUUGUUCCCUCUCAAGUUGCAACCCUAGUUGCUGAAAGAGAAAAGGAGCUCACUAGAUACCAACUUCAGGAAGAAGCUGCACGGUUAAAAGCAAGUGGUAUAUCUUCUGUCACCCAUGAGGAUAUAUUGAAGUCUAGCAGCAUUGGAACUUUAUCAGAAUUCCAUAGCAUUCUAUCAGAAUGCAGGAACCUGAAAAAGGGGAAGACUGAGGUUGAAGUUCAGCUGGAAGCAGAAUGGCAGAGAUUGGAAAAGGAACUCAAAAAUCAAGAGCGAAAGCUUUUCAUUCUUAAAAAGAAGAUAGAGAAAUCAGAUAAAACACUGGCGGCACUAAAUCAGGCUUGGAGACCUUCUGAGCAAGAUUUGGAUCAGGAAAUGAUAACACAAGAGGAGAGAGAAUGCAUGCGGGAGAUAGGAUUGAAGUUAGAUAGCAGUUUGGUGCUUGGAAGGCGUGGUGUUUUUGAUGGUGUAAUAGAAGGCAUUCGUCAACAUUGGAAGCACAGAGAAAUUGCGAAAGUAAUUACAAUGCAGAAAAAGUUCUCACAGGUCCUUUACACUGCAAAACUUCUUGAGGCUGAAAGUUACGGGAUACUGGUUUCUGUAGAAAAAAUUAAAGAGGGCCAUGCUAUAAUUAUGUAUCGUGGGAAGAACUAUAAACGUCCAAAGUUGUCACCUAGAAAUUUGUUGAAUAAAAGAGAUGCAUUAUCUAGGUCACUUGAAAUCCAGAGAAAUGGAUCAUUGAAGUUUUUUGCCAAUCAAAGAGUGAAGGAAAUUUGUGAUCUGAAACGCAUGCUGGCGGACUUGAACAGAAUCAGUGAUUGA
This is a messenger RNA of Fraxinus pennsylvanica, 2409 nucleotides long. Lineage: Eukaryota; Viridiplantae; Streptophyta; Magnoliopsida; Lamiales; Oleaceae. The record is from the annotation of a GenBank genome assembly.